Sinocyclocheilus rhinocerous is the source of this 2731-nucleotide messenger RNA. RefSeq names its product dipeptidyl peptidase 4-like. Gene Ontology annotation, molecular function: dipeptidyl-peptidase activity; serine-type endopeptidase activity. The transcript is spliced from 22 exons. Gene Ontology annotation, cellular component: plasma membrane. Gene Ontology annotation, biological process: proteolysis. Bases 360 to 2261 code for a protein of 633 amino acids. Lineage: Eukaryota; Metazoa; Chordata; Actinopteri; Cypriniformes; Cyprinidae. The record is from RefSeq and is a predicted model, not a curated record.
CAACGCAGACCGGUUGUGCUAACUUCGACAGUCACAGCUGCUGAACUGAAAUAGAACAGAGUUAUAGGCGCUCACGGAGGGAAGCACAUAGCUUACUAAACGCACUCCGAUGGGAAGUUGCGCGGAAUGCUGAUUCUAAGGAAGUUUUGCUACAAUUCCUUCACUCCAGACUCAAUGAUGCAUCGGAGGAAGUACAUUUUUAACCUGGAAAAUUGCAAUCGGACGAAAUAAAGCGCAGCGGUCUGUUCAACUCUUGUCACGCGGACAAAAGUGACCGAGGAUCUGUUUAAGGACAAACAUAUUCAGCGUCAGAGGACUCCUGGAGAUUGGAUGCGCUUUUUAGAAGUUCCUGCGCAAUUAUGGGCUGUAAUAAGGUGUGCGUGGCGCUGGUCGGGGCGCUUGUCGUCAUCACGCUCAUCAUUAUUCCCACGGCAAUUUACGUAAACAGAGAUGAGUCUGCAUUAAAGAGAACUUAUUCUUUUUAUGAUUUUUACAAUGAUACCAUCAGGUAUAAAACAUACAGUAUCCACUGGAUAUCAGACAAUGAAUACCUCCACAAAACCAGCGAAGGCCAUAUUUACGUGCACAAUGCUGAAACGAAGGAAAGCUCAAUGUACCUGAGCAACUCAACAUUUGCCCAAGUGGAUGCCACAGAUUACAUAUUGUCAGCAGACAGAAAGUUUGUCGUCUUUGAGAGCAAUUACUCAAAGCUAUGGCGACACUCCUUCACUGCAUCCUACCAUAUUUACAACAUGGAGUCUCAGGAAUUUCUCUCCAAGGUUCAGAUUCCACCUGUAACACAGUUCUUAGUGUGGGCACCAAUAGGAAAUAAAUUGGCUUACGUCUGGGAAUAUAAUAUUUACCUCAAAAAGGACGCCACUGCUGAGGCCGUACAAGUCACUCACAAUGGAAAAGUCAACGAAAUUCACAAUGGGGUUCCAGACUGGGUUUAUGAAGAGGAAGUUUUUGCAUCCAACGAAGCCAUCUGGUGGUCUCCGCAGGGGAAAUAUCUGGCUUACCUACAAAUCAAUGACACUGGAGUUCACAACAUUGAAUACUCAUUGUAUGGAAAUGACCAGUAUCCCACCACAGUAUUUAUCCCCUACCCAAAAGCAGGCUGUGUUAUUCCCAGAGCAAGGCUGUUUGUGAUUGACGUGGAAAAUCCAUCCAAACAAUCAGAAGUGGUGGUACCGAAAUCUGUCGGAUCAGGCGAUCACUAUCUGAGAACAGUCACCUGGGUCACAGAUGAGCGUCUAGCUGUUCAAUGGCUGCCACGCCGACAGGACAGCGUCCUUCUGCAGAUCUAUGACUAUGAUGGCACCAACUGGAAAGAAACCUCGAAAUUUGAGCAAAAGAGCAAAACUGGAUGGGUUGGACGGUACUUUCCUGCAGCUCCUUACUUUGCUGCAAAUAACAUGAGUUUUUACAAAGUUAUGAGCAAUGACAAAGGUUAUAAACAUCUCCACUAUGUGGAUGCCGGAAAAGCAACACCCAUCACCUCAGGCAAAUGGGAAGUGAUAUACAUCUCAAAAGUAACCAAAGAUUCCAUAUACUACGUGAGUAAUGAACACAUGGGAAGACCUGGACAGAGAAACCUUUACAAAUAUGGCGGUCCAGCCAGUCAGAAUACAGACUAUGUGUUUCGACUGGAGUGGGCCACGUACCUGUGCAGCACAGAGAAGGUCAUCAUCGCCAGCUUUGAUGGCAGGGGAAGUGGUUACCAGGGUGAUGAGAUAAUGCAUGCCAUCUACGGCCGGCUGGGAACGUACGAGGUGGAAGAUCAGAUCUCGGCCGUGAGAAAAUUCAUUGAAAUGGGUUUCAUUGACAAAAACAGAAUUGGCAUGUGGGGUUGGUCAUACGGUGGCUAUGUGACUUCCAUGGUUCUGGGAUCAGGAAGUGGACUGCUCAAAUGUGGAAUUGCCGUGGCUCCUGUCGCUAAGUGGGAGUAUUAUGAUGCCGUAUAUACAGAGAGAUACAUGCAUCGCCCUGAGGAAAACAUGGAAAGUUAUAAAAAUUCUACAGUGACCGACAGGGCAAAAAAUUUCAAGUCAGUGCAAUACAUGCUGGUGCACGGCACUGCAGACGACAACGUCCACUUCCAGCAGGCUGCCCAAAUUUCUAAAGCCCUGGUGGAAAAUCAAGUUGAUUUUGAAGCAAUGUGGUACACCGAUAAGGAUCAUGGACUGUCUGGUAAAGCGCGUUACCACCUCUACACACACUUGAACCAUUUCCUGCAGAACUGCUUUGCUGAGAAAAAAUAAAUGGACAUAUUGAUGCAUUAUGAAGACAAAAAUGUUCCUCUUACAUUGACACAAACACUGUUAAUGACAGAUGCUUGACAUGUUAGUCUGUAUGUACUGUAGAACAUGUUGAUGGGAACAAACUCUUAUGUCAGAGUCAAUGACAUUUACAUGUAAGAUUUUAUAUUAUUCUUUUAAUAUGUGGAAUUUGUAUUAGCUGUUGUUUUUCUUAUCAAAUUGCUGUGAUGAUUACGCUACGAAUGUGACCUGAUAUGAAUGCAGUGUAUCUCACAGAAUUCUGGCAUGUUUUAUAAUGUUACAUCUACAAAUCGAUUGUGGAAGCCAUUGUUUUAUGCAGUUGUGUUUAUGCACUGACUUCAGUGUGUGGUCUGAGCAUGUCUGUAAGAAAACUGAUCAAGUGAAACAUUCUGGAUUUGAAUGCCUCAUGCUUCAUACAUCCUGAAAACUGAAUGAAAAAAGAAAGAACAAUA